Molecule: messenger RNA, 3500 nt
Organism: Perca flavescens (yellow perch)
Lineage: Eukaryota; Metazoa; Chordata; Actinopteri; Perciformes; Percidae
Gene: adam28
Product: ADAM metallopeptidase domain 28
Exons: 22
Coding region: 367-2682 (771 amino acids)
Biological process (GO): proteolysis
Cellular component (GO): plasma membrane
Molecular function (GO): metalloendopeptidase activity
Source: RefSeq, a predicted model, not a curated record
CGGAUGAGUCAAACUGCGGAUUUAUGGCUUUUAUGCAAAUAAAGAAGAAGUGGACUGCCAGACAUGAAAGUAUGUCAUGAAACCUAAUGUGGGAGAUUGCAAUAUACAAUACAUGUAAGCUUAACCACAAUGCUCUCAGCGGUAUUCUUCCUGCAUACUUUAAGAGAAGCAGGGGCGUGUUCAGGCCGGUUGUGAGCACGCCGUAUAUUAGUUUUUUUGAACGAGGAAGUAGCUGUGACAGGUUAAGGAAGGCCAGCGAAGGUGUGGCCUUGUGAGUGAAGUAACACAGCAAGCAGGUAGACAGCAUAAAGCCUGAUCAGAGCACCGAUCUCAUCUGCUCGGUUACAGACUGUCUGCACUUGGACAAUGACAGGAACGCUCCUAUUGUGGAUCCUCAUCCUAAAUGCCUCGCUCAAGCACUCAGAAAGCCAUGGACAUGACUUUGAAGAUGUAAAGGACUAUGAGGUGGUUCGACCUGUCAGACUUCACACAGUUAGAAAAAGACAUAUAGAGCAUCUCAGGCCAGAGACUAUUAAGUAUGCAAUGACAGUGGGAGGAAAAGACAUUGAAAUGCAACUAGAAAAAAAUAAUGAAUUACUCACAAAAGACUACACUGAAACUUACUACCAAGAAGAUGGGACUCAAGUCACCACAACUCCGAAUGACAUCGAUCACUGCUACUAUCAUGGGAGAAUUGUGAAUGACAGCCAAUCAUCUGUUAGCAUCAGCACUUGUGAUGGACUCAGGGGUUACUUCAGAAUGUCUGCCCAGAGGUACCUGAUUGAGCCGCUGUCUGGCGAAGGGGAUGAGGGAGAUCAUGCGGUGAUUACUUUAGAUAACAAAACCUCCACACCUGCAGUGUGUGGUGUCACCAACACCACCUGGGAUGCCGACUUCGAACCUCCAACAGGCCGGAGCCGCUCAAGAUCAGGGGGUAUCUCUAUUCUGCAGCAACAGAAAUAUGUUGAGCUCGUCCUUGUUGCUGAUAAUCGUGCGUAUGUGAAGAUGAAGCGAGAUCAGACAGAGCUGAGAAAGAGGAUAUUUGAAAUGGUCAACUUUGUCAACAUGGCAUACAAGCCCCUGAGGACCUUCAUUGCUCUGGUGGGGCUGGAAAUCUGGUCCAAUGGUGACCAGAUUUCUGUGACCCCCCCAGCCGGGGCUAACCUGGAUGCUUUCAUGAAGUGGAGGAACUCUGAGCUGGUGCAAAGGAUAAAGCAUGACAAUGCACAUCUUAUCAGUGGUAUUGACUUUGAAGGCGCAACUGUGGGACUGGCUUUCAUUGGGACUCUUUGCUCAGGUCACUCUGUUGGAGUAAUACAGGAUCACAAUGACCGAGCCAUCGCCGUUGGAGCAACACUGGCUCAUGAGAUGGGCCAUAACCUGGGCAUGGACCAUGAUGACUCAAGCGCCUGUGCUUGUUCUGGUGAUAGCUGCAUCAUGGCUGCAGCACUCAGCUGGAAUAUUCCUCGGACUUUCAGUAGCUGCAGCAGCAACAACUACGAGAAAUACCUGACAAGCCGCAGCCCCAGCUGCCUGCUGGACAAACCAGACUACAGAAAACUGGUGCCUCCUUCAGCCUGCGGGAAUGGUUUUGUGGAGGAAGGUGAACAGUGUGACUGUGGCAGUGUGGAGGAGUGCAUCAACCCAUGCUGUAAUGCCACCACCUGCACCCUGAAGGAGGGAUCCCAGUGUUCUGAAGGCGAGUGCUGUAAGGACUGUAAGAUCUCGCCUCGGUCCAGGGAGUGCCGCAGGCAGCAGGAUGACUGUGAUCUGGCAGAGUACUGUGAUGGGCAGAGCCCCACCUGUCCGGAGGAUGUCUUUGCUGUGAAUGGCCUCCCAUGCGAUGGUGGCCUUGGAUACUGCUACAACGGCCAGUGUCCACAGAGGCCAAACCAGUGUGUCAAACUGUAUGGAUUAAGUGCUACAGAGGCCCCUCCAUCCUGCUACAACCAUAACACCAGAGGAACCUACUACGCCUUCUGCAGACGUCCCUCCAACGACCAGUUCGUUCCCUGCCAGCAACAAGAUGUGUUUUGUGGGAAGCUGUUCUGCCAAAGCAGUAAUGAGAACCCAAACUAUGGCCGCAUGGUCAGGAUCGGUGACUGCAAGGCAGCUUUCUUUGCAGACUACACCCAGGACUACGGCCAGGUGGACACUGGGACUAAAUGUGGGGAUGGAAAGGUGUGCAGCCAGUAUGAGUGUGUGGAGCUUGACACAGCGUAUAGAAAUACAAACUGUUCAGCAAAAUGCAGAGGCCAUGCUGUGUGCAAUCACAAAAGUGAGUGUCAGUGUGAGCCUGGUUGGUUGCCCCCUCACUGCAAUGUGAACGAUGGAGGAUCCGGUUCUCUUUCUACUGGAGUCGCUGUUGCCAUCGCAGUGACAGUUAUACUAGUGGUUUUAGGUGCCAUUGCUGGUGUGGUAGGAUUCAUUUGGAAAAAACGACAAAGUCCCAUUUUGCCAACGGCACACACCCCGAGGAAGCAGCCAGCAGUGGCCAGCUCCCCUCGCCGCCUGAACAAAGGGCCAGUUCCUAGUCAACCCAUGCCAGUGCAGGCUGGAAGGCCAAAACCCAAACUAGCUCCACCUCCGCCACCUCCGGCAGGGAACAAACCGAAACCUCCAGGCCAGAACUACAAAGCUGCACGCCAGGCUCUGAGGCCAGUACCUCCGCCAAAGGUCUGACUCCCCGGAGUCCACUGUCUCCAACGAGAGGUUGCUGGUAAUCCGGACAAGUUUCUAUUAAAGACUGCAGUUUUCUUUACUGCAAUGCUGUCUGAAGCAUGAUGGAGUGUUCACACCAGUGACGUGCACAGUGCAGGAGGGACAACGAGAGACUUUAAAUUGUUACUUGCAUGCCAUGCACUGAGGACUUGCUAUUACAGGGAUGAACUUUUUUUUAAGGCACUUUUUUAUACUAUUGGGUGAGUACAGCUCUGGCCCUGAAUGUGAGCCAUAUCAUUUUAUACAUGUUGUGUUGUUUUAUCACAUGGUACAGAAUGUAUAAAGCAGUAUUCAGACACUGCAGUAAUUUGUUAAUAUUUUAUGUUGUAUUUUUAAGCCUAAAAGAUAUCCUAAACUGCUUUGAUUAAUCUGGUCUCAAAUUUAUCUGGUGCAUUGUAGUGCAAACUAAUGAAAUAUGAAUGAUUUCAGAUGAAACACUCUAAAGUUCUGUAAUAUGCUACAUGUCAGCAUUUUUUAUUCAAUCUCUAUCUAUUGCCUUCAUUUAAAAUACUGUCAAAUGAGAAAAUGCAACAAAGGAAUAGAUACAUGUUGGUGGUGAUAUUUUGUUAAGAGAUACAGUAGGUCUGUCAGAUUGUAGAUAAUGCCAGAAUCCAGUGUUAAGACAAAUAUACAGUACACCGUGUUAAACAAGAUCAAAUACAUUUACAUUUAAAGCUAUAUUGCGUUGUUUCUGUUGCCCGCCAUGAGGAUUAAAAAAAAAACAUGCUGGACUCUUCAGAAGAGUAAUUAGCUUCACUCGAGCUUCUGCGCGGGAAAGU